Trichobilharzia regenti is the source of this 1149-nucleotide messenger RNA. The record is from the annotation of a GenBank genome assembly. Lineage: Eukaryota; Metazoa; Platyhelminthes; Trematoda; Strigeidida; Schistosomatidae.
AAACGGAGAUAAAUCUUAAAAUGUCAAAUCAAACUGUGAAAUUCCCACGUUUGAAACAUUCAAGCAUAGGCCUAAGGCCAGGUAGCCUUUUCCACUUCUUCAUAUGGAUGAUAAUCGAUACGCUGUUAAUGCUUCUAGUGACAGCGACUAUGGUUGUAAUGGUGAACACAAUUGCAGGACUUUCUGAUUGGAUUCAAGAGCACAGCUGGCUGACAGUUCUCCUUAUAUCACUUGGAGCAAUUCCGGUCCUCAUUCUCGCAUUACUCAAACUACUUGGAUACCGCCGCGAUAUUGAUCACUUUUUCAUAGUAUUCAGUUUCGCACUAUGUUCAAUGGGUUUUGCCGCCAGGUUGUAUAAUAUCGAUUUGGUUCCUGCUUUAGCAGCGCUUGGUUCAACAGUUGCAUUGACUGCAGUUGUGAUUCUUCUGGCUCUAUACUUCAGACAGUUAGAUUUUCGAAUUACCAUUACACUUUUCUCACUUUUAUAUGCUUCGGUCCUGACUGGACUUAUUUUGUUCAUUAUUGAAUUCACAUCAGAUGGAAAACAGGUAACAGUCAAACAAGUGAGCUGUAUCAUAUCUUAAUGAAUGCCUUACUUGCUUUAUGACGUUUCUAUGGAAUGUGGUUCUACCUUAGUGACAGCAAAUGAAUGUAACGAAAUAUCUCACAGAAAGUCAAGUAAUUCGAAAUUGACGAAUGCAGCACUGAUAUGCAUUAUCGUCCGAUUACUGUUUGUAAUCUGUUAGACGAUGAAACUACAUUUCUAUCCUAUAGUAUAACAGUUCACAUUACGUGACGAUAGUCACGCUAAUUACUGAGACAUGUUUGUGCCUAUUAUGGUCAUCGAUUACGGUUUUCUACCAGACAUCUCAUAAUGUACCGCAAAGUUAGCCUUACUGAAAUAUGUGAAACACACCAAAUUAUGGUUAUGAAUUGUUGUUUGAGCUGAAUUUCUUUGCAAAGUAGUUCAUGACCGAAUAAAUUUCAAUGCAUAUUUGUUGAGUGUAUUAGUCACAGCCAUGUUUUCAGGGUUAAUUCAUCAGACAUUUCUCAAAUCAGAGUGAAGACAAGAAAACCUUAGACUUUGAUCUGUUUAAUUUAACAAUUUAUUCCAUUUUACUUCCAUAUUUUCAGAAGGCACUGAAGAUU